AAAUCUCUCCCUAGUCCCUCCUCUCCGCAAAAGCUAGAGAAUUUUCAAGGUCUCUCUCUAAUCUUGAAGACAGUCUCUUCACCAUCCUACUCAGCCGCCCCAUGUUAAGCAGCAACUCACAAAGAGCAAUCAUCGUGAUCCGUAGAAUGGAGAUGAUUGGGACAUCAAGCGAGAAGAUGAAGACAGGCGAUCAAGUUUCGAUUGAUAUUUACUAGUUAGGGAAGACUAUGAGAGAGGAGUUGGAGAUCUUGCAUCCUUCACUUGAUGACUGUUGCAUUUACAGAGUCCCUAAGCGGUUGCGAGUGUUAAAUGAAAAGGCCUACACACCACAAGUUGUCUCUAUCGGCCCACUUCAUCAUGGCAGGGAAGAAUUCAAAGCAAUGGAAGAGUACAAAAGAAGGUAUCUGAAAGAUUUUCUUGCGUGGAGUGAAUUAAGCUUGGAGGAUUUGAUUGGAGUUACUGAGAUGGAAGAGACAAGGCUUCGUAAUUGUUAUGCGGAAGCAAUUGAACUCAGUAGUGAUGUUUUUGUGAAGAUGAUGCUGCUAGAUGCCGCCUUCAUCAUUAUGAUCAUGCUGAAAAACUAUUUUCUAGACUUCCAGAGCAGCAACGAUCGUAUUUUCAGUAGACCAUGGAUGAUUCAUGAUAUAAGGUUUGACAUGAUCUUGCUUGAAAAUCAGCUUCCAUUCUUUUUUCUUAAUGACUUGCUUAAGCUAUCCAACCCUUAUAAAGGAUAUUCCUUGAUAGCAUUUACCCAUGGGUUCUUGAAAGGUGCAUUGGGUUCAUGGGUGACAGAUAACAUAUUAAAUGGUAUCAAUUCGUCAGAAGUGCAACAUUUUGUAGACUUUCUAAGAAUCUGUCAGCAGCCAACAAAGCUUCCUCAGCCAAGGAAACUCAAAACUCUAAACAUGCCGAGUGCAGCAGAGCUCCGUCAAGCUGGAGUCAAGUUAAAGCUGGGGUCGAGCAAGAAUCUAUCUGACUUAAAAUUCAAUAAAAGUAGAGGGAGACUGGAAAUUCCACGAUUACUAGUAAUUGACCAGACAGAGAUCUUAUUCAGAAAUCUUCAGGCAUUUGAGCAAUGCAAUUGCAGUGACAAAUAUGUGACUAACUAUAUUACCAUGAUCAAUUUGCUUGUCUGUAGUACCAGGGAUGUGGAAAUACUUGUUCGGAAAGGAAUUAUAGAAAACUGGCUGCGUGAUAAUGACGCCGUUUUAAGUGUUCUCCACAAUCUUGACAAAGAAAAUCUCAUCUUCCUCGACAAUUUCUACUUUUCUGAAAUUGUUGAAGAUCUGAAUAAAUACUGUAGAAAGCGGAGGCACAAAUGGAAUUAUUUCCGUAAUCCAUGGGCCAUAAUAUCUGUUAUCGCUGCUGCUAUUCUCCUCAUGCUCACUGUGGUACAAGCUGCGUGCUCUAUCAUUCAAGUUGUUUAGGUCUACUAUCUCAAUUGUUCUGUGAUCUGUAUGGCCAAAACUUAUCAAACUGCGGUUGUUGAGAGCUUGUAAGCAGUUUGAGUUUCUGUCCAAUAGGGUUUUUAUGAUAGACAUCAUGUUUUUUUUAUUCAAAAUAAUACUACAUCAAAAAUAAUUUUCUUAA
Populus trichocarpa (black cottonwood) is the source of this 1590-nucleotide messenger RNA. Its product is annotated as UPF0481 protein At3g47200. Bases 228 to 1427 code for a protein of 399 amino acids. NCBI's taxonomy places the organism in Eukaryota, Viridiplantae, Streptophyta, Magnoliopsida, Malpighiales, Salicaceae. The transcript has 2 exons. The record is from RefSeq and is a predicted model, not a curated record.